Phlebotomus argentipes is the source of this 1620-nucleotide messenger RNA. Its product is annotated as serine protease inhibitor 2-like. The transcript is spliced from 6 exons. Lineage: Eukaryota; Metazoa; Arthropoda; Insecta; Diptera; Psychodidae. The record is from RefSeq and is a predicted model, not a curated record. Bases 118 to 1467 code for a protein of 449 amino acids. Gene Ontology annotation, molecular function: serine-type endopeptidase inhibitor activity.
GUGAGCGUAGAUCUUGGCUGGGGUUCGAAAAUCAGUUGCUGAUCGUCUGCCUUGAUGAUCACACCGGAACUUUUAAGCUCGGACUUGUAAUAAGUGUGAAUUGUGUAGUUUUUCACAAUGAAGAUCAUUCUCUUGACGGCCGCUCUUCUCAUGGCGGAGGCAAUUUGGGCGGCUGGGAGUGAGACAACGCCGCCUGUGGAGAUCGUGACGCCACAGACAAUGCGAAGUCAGGUCACGCCAAGAACUCCAGACGCCAGAACGAGAAACCAGAGCUCACCUGCCUCUGGGCCCAGUGAUUCGAUGGAUUAUUGGGAAAAUGACGACUUCGUGCCAUUCGAAGGUGCCUACAAAGAUAUCGGUGACUUCGACUGGAACCUCUCGAAAAUCGUCUUUGAGGAAAACAAAGGCAAUGCUAUCUUGUCGCCGUUCUCCGUAAAGCUGCUAAUGAGUUUGCUGUCCGAAGCCAGCGCGCCAGGUACCCUGACUCAGCACCAGCUCAGGAUCGCCACGCCGACCAUCGCCACCCACUACGACCUGCGGGAGUUCUACAAGACCAUCUUUAACGGCCUCAGAAAAAAGAGCAGCGACUACACCGUGAAGUUCGGCACCAGAGUCUACGUGGAUCAGUUCAUCACUCCUCGCCAGAGAUACGCUGCCAUCCUGGAGAAGCACUACUACACUGAGCUGAAGCAGGAGGACUUCUCGAAGGCGCGCGAAACCGCCGAGAAGAUCAACAGUUGGGUGUCCAAUGUGACGGACGAUCAUAUCAAGGAUCUGGUGAAGGAGGACGACAUCCAGCACUCUGUCAUGCUUCUGCUCAACGCCGUGUACUUCCGGGGAUUGUGGCGGAAGCCAUUCAAUCGGACCAUCCAGCUUCCCUUCCACUUGUCGCUGAACGAGUCCAAGACCACUGACUUUGUCCUGGCCGACGGACUGUAUUACUUCUACGAAUCCAAGGAAUUGGACGCCAAGAUCCUCAGGAUUCCCUACAAAGGCAAACAAUACGCAAUGACGGUGAUCCUGCCCAACUCCAAGAGCGGCAUUGAGAACUUUGUCCGCCAGAUUGACACUGUCCUUCUGCACAGGAUCAAGUGGCUGAUGGAUGAGGUCGAGUGCAGAGUUAUCCUGCCCAAGUUCCACUUUGAUUUGACCACUCAACUCAAGGAACCACUGAUGAAGAUGGGCAUCGGACAAAUCUUCACGUCGGAUGCCUCCCUGCCCUCGCUGGCCAGAGGACAAGGUCUCCAGAAUCGCCUGCAAGUGUCCAAUGUGAUCCAGAAGGCGGGCAUAAUUGUGGACGAGAAGGGCAGCACUGCAUUUGCCGCCACCGAAGUGAGCCUAGUCAAUAAGUUUGGCGAUGAUGACUUUGUCAUCUUCAACGCCAAUCAUCCCUUCCUGUUUGCCAUCGAGGACGAGACUACCGGAGCCAUUCUCUUCACUGGAAAAGUGAUGGAUCCCACUUUGUAAGCUCCGCAAGUGCAUUUCACACACACACCCACACACACAGUUUUUCUUCGCGUCCACCACUGAAGAGUGCUCCUCAACUAUCAAUUGUGAUUCUCGGCCACACACAACAGCUGUACUUUCUUUUUAUACAAUAAAUAAGGACAUUAUGUGAGA